Messenger RNA from Oncorhynchus mykiss (rainbow trout), 3017 nucleotides. The record is from RefSeq and is a predicted model, not a curated record. NCBI's taxonomy places the organism in Eukaryota, Metazoa, Chordata, Actinopteri, Salmoniformes, Salmonidae.
CACAGGGGCCUGGGAGGGUGAGACACGCACACACAGGCCUGGGAGGGUGAGACACGCAUGCACACAGGCCUGGGAGGGUGAGACACUCACACACACACACACACACACACACACACGCCUGGGAGGGUGAGACACACACACAAUCUAAUCUGCUGUUCCAUUGGUAAGUGGGAAGAAAGAGCAAUGUUUCAGUCCUCUGCAGUCUGCUAGCGUGUUAGCCAUUUGCUCAACCAAUCAGCGAACAUAGGUCAACCAUAUGGAGUCAGUCAGUAACAAGGAAGGCUUAGCCAUGUGGAGAAAUACAGAACAUUUAGAUGUGUUGUGUCAUGUAAAGAUAAUUGAUAGACUGGUGUUGGGUCAUGGUUAGCUAGAGUAUAGAGAGGGUUAAUAAAACAUUAAAACAUGUUUUAUUGUCCCAUACACUGGAAAGGUAACGUAAACUAACUCCCUCUUGUACAUCGCCUUGGUCUGUACAUUUGACCUUAUUUUAGCGCCCCAAAAACGUAAUACUUCCAGAUACACUGUAAUGUCAAUACCAUUGUAAAGCAUAAUUUUUCCCCUUUCCAACAAAAUCCAUGACGAGACCAUCACGCUGCCCGUUUCUGCAUGACUCAAGAAGACAAUGAGCUCUGUCAGGUCUUUUAAAAAAUGGACACAGCCCUGUGGACUACAAGCUGCUGUCUGUCCAGGUGAUGAUUCGCCAUGGCGACCGUUACCCCCUUUACGCCAUCCCCAAAACCAAGCGGCCUGCCAUCGACUGCACCCUGUCCCCAAAGAGGAAGCCCUCCCACCCCCAGCUAAAAUCUUUCAUUGGUCACAUGGCCCAGGGGGGGCAUGGCCGCUGGGAGGGGACUCUCAGCUCGUUGCCCCGUCUCCCUAACCACAGCGCUUGUGAGAUGGGCGAGCUCACUCAGACAGGUGUAGUGCAGCAUUUACGCAAUGGCCAGCUCCUUCGCCAAGCCUACAAGCGCCACAAACUUCUCCCGCCCGAUUGGUCGACCAAGCAAGUGUGGGUGGAGACUACGGGCAGGAGCCGCACCCUCCAGAGUGGGAUGGCUCUUCUGUAUGGGUUCCUGCCAGACUUUGACUGGAGCCGUCUGACAGUCCACCACCAGUGGAGCACGUUGUUCUGUGGUUCAGCCUGCGACUGUCCUGCUAGGAACCCCUAUCUGGAGGAGGAGCAGAGGAGACAGUACCGCCUCAGAGCGGCAGACACUGAACUGGAGAGGACCUACGCAGACAUGGCCCGUACACUAGGUCUGCCCCCGCGCCAGCUCAGAGCUGCCAACCCUAUAGACUCUCUGCUGUGCCACCUGUGCCACGGCCUGUCCUUCCCCUGUGUGUCAGCAGGGAGUGCUCUCGGCAGUGGGGGCUGUCUGACUCUGGCCCAGUUCGCUGUGAUCCGGAGGCAGCAGUUAGAGGACGAGGUGGACAGGAGGAGGGUGGGACUGUAUCGCCGCUACGCCGUGCUCGCCAUGCACCCCUACCUCAACCGCACCGCCAACAGGUUGGAGCGCGUCGCCAAGGCCUACGCUCCGGGCCGAAAACCCCGCGCUGGAGAGGAGGUGUUCACCCUGUCCUCGGCUCACGACGUCACCGUGGCGCCGUUACUAAGCGCCCUGGGCUUGGAGGAGGCAUUGUUCCCGAGGUUUGCAGCAAGGGUUGUGUUUGAGUUGUGGAAGAGUCCGCACGCAACGCAGGGACCACGUAAGGGGCAACAACAGAGUCAGAAUAAGGCUUCUGGGGUGAAAGGGGAGAGGUCAAAAGGUGGUAACAUGUUUGUGAGGGUUCUGUACAACGGAGAGGACGUAACAUUCCAUACCACCUUCUGUCGUUCACAUGACCGCCAUGCCACACAACCGCUAUGCCCCCUGGGUAACUUCCUGUCUUUCGUCAGGAAAGACAUGUUUGGUGUCCUCAACGCCACGUCCUACCACGACGCCUGCUACCGACAGACAGGCUGACUGACAGAGGGAUGGAGAGAGAGGAGGAGAGGAAGGGAAUCAUUUAGCUGAUUUUGGAAUUUGUUAAUAGCUCUUUUCCCACUUUGAUCGUCGUGCCCUAUUGAACUAUUUUAAUGUGUUAAAACUUUGACAUUUCUCUAAAGUCAAAAAACAUUCCUAGAAAGCAUAGAUACUGAUCAUACAUGUCAUGCACACAAACACACUGCAUAAAUACACAUUUUCACCAACAAAUUCCUAUACACAAACACUAUAUACACACUCUUCAUGCCUUCUUGAUCAGAUGUAUUUGUCAAUGAAGUUAACAAUGACUUCUAAACUGACAGCCUUGUGGUGUUGACAAUCACACCCGGAUACUUAACCUGCAAAUAUACUCAUUUGAACGUUGACCUUUCUACCAUUUUUACGUUUUUGAAAUGUUUGUAAGAGAAAGACAUUCUAGGAUGAAAGUUAAGUACUCAAACACUUCAUUCGCACAUUCCUGCAUUCCAACUGGAAAUGUUGAGAUUCCGCUUUUCCCAAAUUCCUGCAUAGAAAAGAGGAACAUUGAAACUGGAAACACGAAUGCUGGAUUAGUUCAUAUAAAAUGUUGAAACUGCCAAUUAUAAUUUGUCUCGAUAUUGUUCUUACAUUUUGAUUAAAAUGGUGCUGGAGACCAAUAGAAUUAGGGUCGUUUUUUCUGUAUAAUUAAUUCAUUUGAGUUUACUGCUGAAAAAAGAGAUCAGCCACAUACUGUUCUUUCAGGCUGAUUUCAAUGUUAAGAAUUAAGUCAUCCCAACAAUUUACACUCAAUGUUUACUCAAUAAUGAAAAUAUUCCACACCUUAGUAAAGGCUAGUUUUUAUGGUACUUAGAUUUCACUGCUGCUGUAAGAUGGUAAUAACAGUUGAUACAUAUGUCAUCAGUAAAUUGUACAUUUUUCCACUACAUGAAGGAAACCAUUUUUCAGUUGGGACUAUUUUUAUUAAUGAUGUUCAUAAUUUUGAAUAAUUGCAAUUUUUACUGUAAAGCACAUUACACUGUCUGCAAAGAAGUAAUAAAACUUGUUUCCUCACAA